Molecule: messenger RNA, 825 nt
Organism: Aspergillus puulaauensis
Lineage: Eukaryota; Fungi; Ascomycota; Eurotiomycetes; Eurotiales; Aspergillaceae
Product: aspartate/glutamate racemase family protein
Exons: 1
Coding region: 1-825 (274 amino acids)
Source: RefSeq, a predicted model, not a curated record
AUGGGUCCUCUCUGUGCUUUUACAGAUGAUAAAGUCAAAGUAAUGCUGCUCAACCCCAUUGGGGGUGCGGAAUUCAAUGACUUUGUAGUGGAAACAGUGCUGAAUAACAAGGACCCGAGCACGCGUGUCACAAUCACCUCACUCGCCAACCGCAUUGGCGGCACCCAAACCCUAGCAUAUCCGUCAAUCCGGCCUCUGCUUUACAGUGAAAUGAUACGGGUGUGCUUGCAGGCAUGCAGGGAAAAUUACGAUGUGCUUAUCAUCAACUGCUUUGGCGAUCCGAUGGUGGACGAGCUACAGCAAAUCGCAGGCGAUGAUAUGGUUGUCCUCGGCGCGAGGCAGGUAGCAAUUCAGGCAGCAUCGAAGAUUAGCUCUAAGUAUGCCGUGCUCUUGCCUUAUGACAUGAAAAGCUCACCGGAUCCGUUACAUCAACAUGUUGUUGCAGACACGCGCACCGCGGUCGCGCAUCUAGUUGUCGAUAUGGUGUUUAACAAUGAUCUUACGCCCAUGGAUGUCGAGAGUCUGCGCGAGAGGCUAGCCACACAGGGAAAGCUGGCCAUUAAAGAGAAUGGCGCAGAGGUUCUUGUCCUGGGCUGCACGGCUAUGCUCGGGUGCUGGCAGGGAUUAAUGCGAGCUGUUGGCGUGCCCGUUAUUGAUCCGACCGUUGCUGCCCUCAGGGCAGCGGGCAAGGCCGGCCGAGUCAAACGUGAGUUGGUUGGGGGAGCAUCGACCAAGAGGUCUGGGACAUUUCCGACAGAGAAGGAGCUGAAGAUGAUUGCUGAGUCCGAACCGUCGUACCCGUUUAGUGGAAGAAUUGAAAUCUAG